AUGGUUAUUAACUACGAUUAUGUUUGCUAUCGUCAUGUCACUUGGUGCUUUUGCUUCCUUACUUUAUGUGAAGCAUUAACGACAAUUCAUGGAAAUGAAAGAUUUCAACGUAAAAUCGAAUUUACUCAUUUAUCAAAUCUUUUUAAUCCACAAUCGCAAACUCAAGCUAUGGAUUGGACGUUAUUGAAGCUCACUUGUGGAUUCAUUUGUGUAGACGAAGAGACCAAUGAGAAUAGUCCUUUCGGUUCGAAUUAUAUGCUAGCCACUUCUGGAUUUAUGAUUACGUUGGCAUUUUGUGUUCCUUUGACAUUUUUGGAGCGAAUUAUAUUGUUUCAAUUUCUCAAAUAUUAUGCUUAUUUUCGGCGUCUCACGAUGACUAAAGAUUAUAUUCCAUUGGUCAGCAAUGAUCAGAGUCAGGUUGUCGGAAUAGUAUUAUUUAACUAUGCGUUUAUCACCACCAUUCCAAUCUGGGUUAACGAUCUACGACCUGACGUUUGUAUCAGAAAAUCUAUAUGGUAUUCUGUGGUAAUAAGCACAGCAUCAUACAGUGCAUUAGGAAUAUUAGGAGGAAUGGCAUAUCAAAUGGGUUUAGCUUCAAAUAUUAUAGCACAAAUUAAUGCAUCGUCACAUCUAUCGCAACUUUUGUAUUCCGCAAUUGUAACUCCUUCAUUUCCGAAACUCAAAGUUUCUGGUACUCCUAUUGGUACUAUAAAUGAAAAGACUUCUAGUAAUGUAGAUGUGGUUGAUAAAGAUCAGAAUCGACCAUCACGCGCUAUCAAUCUAGAAAAAGCUCGUCAAAUUCUGGAUAUGCACAUUCUAAACAAAAUUCUUAUCCAUGAUAUUGAUGAAAUCUAUUUGAACAAACCUUCAAAAAAUUCUUUUGUCGCCUUUCCUAUUCAAAGGAAAGGAGAAUAA
Messenger RNA from Funneliformis mosseae, 915 nucleotides. The record is from the annotation of a GenBank genome assembly. Lineage: Eukaryota; Fungi; Glomeromycota; Glomeromycetes; Glomerales; Glomeraceae.